CCUUUCAUUUUUUUUAUUCUUGCUUGCGUCUUUUGCUCAGUUCGCCGAUCGAGAAAUCGACAGAUUGGGUGGGCGAUAGAGGCGAGGCGAAGAUGUUAGGGGCUGCGGGAAGGCGGAUUCUAGGAUUUGGGUUGGGAAAACGGGCGCCGGCGUCGGCGUCGGCGACGGCGUGGCGGGGAUACCACGAGAGGGUGGUGGACCACUACGAUAACCCUAGGAACGUCGGAUCCUUCGACAAGAACGAUCCGUCGGUGGGGACGGGUCUUGUCGGCGCGCCGGCGUGCGGCGAUGUGAUGAAGCUGCAGAUCAAGGUCGACGAUACUACCGGAAAGAUUGUUGAUGCCUGCUUCAAGACAUUUGGUUGUGGCUCGGCCAUCGCGUCAUCUUCUGUCGCUACAGAAUGGGUGAAGGGAAAGCAAAUGGAGGAAGUGUUAUCCAUAAAAAAUACCGAUAUUGCCAAGCACCUUUCACUUCCCCCGGUGAAGCUUCACUGCAGCAUGCUUGCAGAAGAUGCAAUCAAAGCGGCCGUGAAAGACUAUGAAGCAAAGAAAGUCAAAUCUACUGGUAAGACCGAGGCAGUGCAAACUGACAAGGUUGCAAAUGCCUAAAAGGUCACUUGGAAGGACAUACUUGCAAGACUUGCCUAGAAUGUACUAAGUGGUAUAACUUGCGUUUAGUGUGCAUCAUAUGCCUAUAACGGUGCAAACUGAUCCGAGAAAACUAAUACCUUCCUGGUUAGAAUGCCACUUUCUGGUGUGUUUAUAUUGUUUAAAAAUAAGCUAGGGGGAUAUAAACUUUUAAAGAUCGUAUCUUGGAUUUAUGGUUGUUCUUUUGCUUA
This is a messenger RNA of Zingiber officinale, 838 nucleotides long. RefSeq names its product iron-sulfur cluster assembly protein 1-like. Bases 93 to 608 code for a protein of 171 amino acids. NCBI's taxonomy places the organism in Eukaryota, Viridiplantae, Streptophyta, Magnoliopsida, Zingiberales, Zingiberaceae. Gene Ontology annotation, biological process: iron-sulfur cluster assembly; intracellular iron ion homeostasis. The transcript is spliced from 3 exons. Gene Ontology annotation, cellular component: cytoplasm; mitochondrial matrix. The record is from RefSeq and is a predicted model, not a curated record. Gene Ontology annotation, molecular function: ferrous iron binding; 2 iron, 2 sulfur cluster binding.